This is a messenger RNA of Pieris macdunnoughi, 261 nucleotides long. The record is from the annotation of a GenBank genome assembly. NCBI's taxonomy places the organism in Eukaryota, Metazoa, Arthropoda, Insecta, Lepidoptera, Pieridae.
AUGGACAACUGCAACGUCGGCAGCCGUUGUGUUGCCGACCUUUCAGAGGACAAAGAAUUGGUACGCAGCAGGAAGUGCCUUAAAAGCGCUGUGUCCUGUGUGGAUGCCAGGCGUCGAGAUGUAGAGGAUAGAAUUUUGCAUUCGGCCUCGACGUCCCAUGAUGAGUUUCGACCGAUGAGGUCUGAUCAAUUCUUCAGAAGCCAGAGUAUGUACGUUUUCCUCACAUACGAGGUUGCAGAGGUUGAUAACACCACCUAUUAG